This is a messenger RNA of Drosophila persimilis, 2046 nucleotides long. RefSeq names its product circumsporozoite protein. The coding region runs from base 340 to 1641 and encodes 433 amino acids. The record is from RefSeq and is a predicted model, not a curated record. The transcript has 2 exons. Lineage: Eukaryota; Metazoa; Arthropoda; Insecta; Diptera; Drosophilidae.
UUUAAUAAAACAAUAAGAAAGUCAUGUGGAACUCCUCCUUUCUGCCCCUCACAUAAACACGUAAAAUGGCACCCAAAAUCCCCUAGAUAACGCUGUGCGGAAACACUUAGUGAAAGCGUUGUGAAAACACACAAAAAACAAGAGAAAAAAAGGCGAACGAGAUAAGAAACAAAAUACAAAGAAUCCAAGUUGUCGUCAGCAGAAGCAGCAGCAGCAGCUACUGGGAGAAUGGUUUAGUCUAAGGGCCUAGACGCAAGUUGAACUUGGCAAAAGAUUAAGCACCGAUUAAUCACCGCGCAGAUCCGGAGCCAGCGCCAGAUCAGGAUCCAGUGCACUACCAUGUCCUCGGCCGUCAACAUACAGAUCGUGUCGAUGCCUAAUCUGGCGAAAAUCGAGAACUUCCUAAAGGAUGUCAGCUACCGGGAGACGAUCGAGUACAGUGCCAAUUUCAACACACGCCUGUGCAUCGAACGGCGACUGCGGCUGCCCUUCCUUGAUCCGCAAACGGGCGUAGCCCAGAACCACUCACAAUUGUUCAUGGACAAGCGGCAGCGGAUGCCAGGCUUUCGGCAGGGACAAAUCUACACGUAUCCGGCGGCCAGGUGGCGAAAGAGUCGCCGCCAAUACUUGACCAAGAUGUACAGUCGGUUUCCCGAGCGACCCUUCCAGGCGCUGCGCAAGGAGCACGAAGCGCUAGUAGCCAGCGGCGUUAAUCUCGGCAUCGGCCUGAGCAGCCUAGGCGGCGGCAGCAGCUCCUCCUCCCUCAGUCUCAAUAUGCUGACAGGGGCGGGUACAACGACGCCCUCAGUCCUGGCUGCACUGCACAGCGAUACCACGCACGACUUCAAUGGAGCCUUCAGCCUGGAGGAGUCCAGCUCCCUGGGUGCGGCCGGUGGCGACACCUCCGAUAGCAAGGAUAGCCAGCAGCAGCACCACCACCAACAGCAGCACCAUCAGCAGCAGUUAACACAGUGCAAGGAUGAUCUGCCCAAGGAAUGGUUCUACGAUGACAUGGACAUGAACGAUGUCGACUCGCUGGAAGAGCCAAAGUCGCCGGCAGACGACGAGUACGACUACGAUCCGCGCUAUGGCAACAAGAAGAGGCGCAAGCGUCGUCCCGGCAAGCGGGGUACAUCCAAUGCGGCUAUCGGUGACGGUGGGGGUGGCGGCGGCGGUGGCUCCAGCGGCGGCUCUAGCGCCCGACGACGCAGUGCCGUGAUGCGUACCCGCAUUACCACCACAGAUGCCGCCCUGGAUGCUUCCCUGGAGGCCAUUGAGUUAGGCGACAGUGUCCCUGGAAGCAAUGGCGGCGGUUGCGGUGGCAGCGGCGGAGGCACGCCCACUUCCAGCAGCGGCAUCGGAAAUAACGGCGGUGGAAGUGGGGGCAGUGGCGCUGGCGGUGGCGCCGGUGGCCGACGCUCUCGGGGAAUGGGCACACGCGGCCGGCGACGGACCAAAGGAGUCGGUGGAUCCUCCAUGGGCGGCUCGGGCUCUGGCCUGCCCCACAGUUCAUGUGAUCCGCACAUCCCGGGCAUGAUCAUUGAGCCGCCUUCCUUUGAGAGUGCCGCUGCGGCAGUGGGCGUCGGCGGCGUCGUCGAGGACGGGAAUGCGCAUUUGCGCAACUAUCGCAAAUAUCUGUAACAAAUGAACGAAUGAUGAUCAAUAAGAGUUCUCCCAUGCUUAGUUCCCCAUCCUCACUCCUACCCCCAAUCCGCAUUCUUCCUCCCAGCUCUUCAACCAAACUAUUUUUGUAUUUGUAACACGUUGAUGUAUCUGUUUUCUGCAUUGUUUUCUAUAUCGAUAUUUCGCAUAAUCUACAUAUUUUUUUCGCACCUAAUUUAAAUCUAGUUUAAGCCUGUAGCUUAUUAGUUCCUUAUGGGAUCGGAUGAGAUGAGUUUCUCUUAACAAGAAACACGUACCCAAACCCAAACUCAAAUCAAAUGCAAAUGGACCAGGACCAGAGACAGAGACAGGCCGUAGCAAAUACAAUUCCAAUGUGUCGUCGUCUCUUAUGACUUUACUUCCCCAUAGCCAAUUGACUGUUUG